Messenger RNA from Aegilops tauschii subsp. strangulata, 1101 nucleotides. RefSeq lists its product as uncharacterized. The record is from RefSeq and is a predicted model, not a curated record. NCBI's taxonomy places the organism in Eukaryota, Viridiplantae, Streptophyta, Magnoliopsida, Poales, Poaceae.
AUUCAUGGCACGGGCAGCAAGUUCAGCAUCAGACAAAAGCUUCGGGCGAGCUACUAGGUACAAAUUCCUGCUCUUUACGACUUGGUCCGGCCGGGUGGCUUUCACUUGGUCAGUUGGGCGAUUGAUUCACCUGUCUCUUUUCAAUCCAUUUAAUUUGCUGUGCUUUAGGUGAGGUGCAUUGUCAGAAAGUAAGUGGUACAGUAGUACUACACAGAAGUGAACUGGAGAAAUAAAUCGUGAUGGUUAAGCAGUAAAGCUUCAAGAAACAAAUUAAGCAUGACCAAUCUGACGGUGCAGCGUCAGCUGGUCAUUAUUAGUGGAUGCAGGCUUGUGGUCAGUCGUCAAUAAAACCGAGGCUUGCAAAUCACACUCUCGUAGUACCGCACUCCAUUAUUAAACCCAAGCUCUCCGAUCCAUUGUUGUACCGCUGGGUCCUUCCAGCAGCUCCAGUCCAGAGCAAAGCCAAAGCCACGCUACGUACUAUAAAACGCCACGGGACAGGCCCUCUGCAGCAGUCAGCAGAGCAGGAAUGGGCUCGAAGCUGCAGCCGGCGCUCCGGCCGAACCCCGCCGAGAGAGGCUGCGGCGGCGACGGCAGGGCGGCGUCGCUGAGUGAGCGGUCGAGCCUCACGAACGCGUCCUUCAGGGUGUACUACAGCCUGCGCGCCGGCGCCGUGCCGUUCCUCUGGGAGUCCGCGCCCGGCACGCCAAAGAGGGACGCGGACGCCGUCUCCCCGGAGUCGCCCAUCUCCACCACCACAUCGAGCGGUGGGGCGGCGAUGCUGCUUCCGCCCCUCUCGCCGCCGCCGUCAUACCACUCGCGGUUCCAGCGGAAGGGGAGGAGGUCGUCGUGGACGGCGGCGGCGGGUGGCAUCGUGAGGGCGCUGCUCGGCGUGCUUGGGCUCAGGAAAAGCCACCGCCGGCGUCCCGCCUAGUCGUCGUGUCUUUAAACUGCCGACGUUGCAACUUGUGUGUUUGUACUAGUAGGUACAUGCUGGCGUCAUCGUUAAGCAACACGAGCGAUUAAUUAUGGACACCACGUGGAUCACUUUUGCUAUGUUCUUCUUUAAAAACAAUUGACUUCUGCUUUACAUUCUAUCCU